AUGCACCACUCAUCGCACUCCUCGUCGUACCCGGGCACCAAUCUCCCUCGCACACUCCAGCGACCACCGCUGCCUAGAGUGCCCGCGGAAAGCAUAGGGGCCAUCGCCCCCGAGCUCGCCGGCGUACCUGUCGAAUACGUGAAGCGCCAUCUCGCAUCCAAUGCCAGGCAGAUGUUGGCCGGCAGCGCUUCGCUGUCGAUCCCUUCGCCGACGAAGGGUCAUCUACCCGCGUAUCUGAGUGUCGGAUGUCGCCCUUCGCGUGGCGCAACCUACCCCACACAUCUCCUUGCGAUCGGCUGCAGCAAGGUCAACGCUCACGCCGACCAGACCAUGAUGUUCGUGCCCACCCAUGCAAUCGUCCUCGCCGCGCACUGCUCUCGUACGCCGCCCCUUGACGCCACAGUGUCCCAUCCGAGCGAAGACAAACUUCGGCUACGCAUCGUGCGCAUGAUGAUUCCAUCGCCAGCCGCCUUUUCCAUCUUGCACAACUACAUGUAUAAUCUUCGACCGGACGGCGUUGUGCAUGCGUUGUUGCCGAGGUUGCCUGCGAACAUGAUCAGCUCGCUGAGGACGCAGGAAGCGAUACGUGCCACUCUCGGAUCCGGGACGACGAAGCAUCAGCUCGCGUCGGCCCUCGCGCACGGGGCAUCGUACAAUUUGUCCCACCUGACAUCAUGCGCCGCCCAUGCUAAGGAGAUGUGGCACGAUAUGGUGUCGCUGGGGAUGAACGAUGCGCUUCUGUGGGACACCCUCGACCUGUGUUGGGAGAUCAUCCUGGCGGCGCUGAACCUAGCGUUCUCGAGGCAAUGAAAUGGAGAGAAAAGGGAAAUUUUGCGGAUCGAUAUUGCGGCGCGCGUCAGCCGCGCGCUGGACACGACUUGAACGACACGCUCGUAUUCCUC
This is a messenger RNA of Schizophyllum commune H4-8, 902 nucleotides long. Its product is annotated as clp1-like protein. NCBI's taxonomy places the organism in Eukaryota, Fungi, Basidiomycota, Agaricomycetes, Agaricales, Schizophyllaceae. The record is from RefSeq and is a predicted model, not a curated record. Bases 1 to 810 code for a protein of 269 amino acids. The transcript is spliced from 2 exons.